This is a messenger RNA of Cylas formicarius (sweet potato weevil), 1248 nucleotides long. RefSeq names its product carbonic anhydrase (gene CAH1). Lineage: Eukaryota; Metazoa; Arthropoda; Insecta; Coleoptera; Brentidae. Gene Ontology annotation, molecular function: zinc ion binding; carbonate dehydratase activity. Gene Ontology annotation, cellular component: cytoplasm. The coding region runs from base 66 to 1124 and encodes 352 amino acids. The transcript is spliced from 5 exons. The record is from RefSeq and is a predicted model, not a curated record.
AAAAAAAAAACAUAUCUUGCGAAUAGCUUACUAUUUUUUGAACAACUCUUGUAUUUUUUUUAUAAAUGAUCGAAAAAACGCACGAAAUGAGACAUACGAAAUUUCUGACUGUCGAGGAUUUCGUCGGAGUCGGCUGGGUAUCUCUCAGCGUACGCGAGGGGUGGGGGAGACGCGCGACACCGACGGACAGUGAAUCAAAUAAAUCGCGCGGACGAGCCGCCCGUCCACGCACUGCACUUCCAGGAGUUCUGGACGUCGAGACGCGCCUGUGGGUUCUUCGUUUUCUUCUUCCUUGCGGGACGUCAGCAUGCCGCUCGAGUGGGGCUACGGCCGGGAGAACGGCGCCUAACUCCGAAGGUCCGGAAAAGUGGGCGCAGUGCUUCCCGGAGGCGGCGGGCGCGCGCCAGAGUCCCGUCGACAUCCGCCACGUCGACCUGAAGAAGCUCAACGCGAACCGCAAGCUCGAGUGGAGGUACAUACCCGAAAACACGAAGGCAGUUAUCAAUCCGGGCUACGGUUGGAAGGUGGCCGUGGACGGCGACGGAUCACAGUUAACGGGCGGUCCGUUGGAGGGCAGAUACGUGCUCGAACAGUUCCACUGCCACUGGGGCGAGUCGAAUGACGAGGGUUCCGAGCACACCAUCAAUGGUAAAAAGUUCGCCGGGGAGAUUCACCUGGUCCACUGGAACGCGACCAAGUAUAAGUCGUUCGCGGAGGCGGUCAAGCACCCCGACGGCCUGGCCGUGCUCGGCGUGUUCCUCAAGCCGGGAAAGAAGCAUCUAGAGCUCGACAAGAUCGUCAAACAGCUCGGCUACGUCGAGUUCAGGGGACAGAGCGCGAAAAUCUUGGUGCCGCUCAGCCCCGCGUCACUCAUACCCGAAGACAGCGGCUACUACACGUACCAGGGAUCGUUGACGACACCCCCGUGCUCGGAGUGCGUCAUCUGGAUCGUUUUCAAAGAGCCCGUCGAGGUUUCCCAAGAGCAGUUGGACGCGUUCAGGAGGCUGAAGUGUUACUCGCAGCAAGACCAGCGCCCGUGCGACGAGUUCCAGGGCUUCGUCAAGGCGAAUUUCAGGCCGACGCUGCCGCUCGGCCAGCGAGACAUCAAAGAGUGUCGCCAGUAGAAUUAAGACCCAAUUAGUGAUAGUCGGGUGCUAUAUUAGUGCUUAACGUUUUGGUUACCGCCAGCAUUUAGGAUUUUUAUAUAAGCUUCGGCGCGGCAUUUAUUGCAGAUGAAAUAAAUCGGAU